GUUUAGGCCGUUAGAAAAACAUCUCUGUUUACAAAAAACAUGGACGUUCGGCUUCUGCCCACCCGGUUACUGUCUUAUCAGUUCUAAAAAUAGAAAAUACAACGGAUUUAUAUACAAACACGAUCUCUCCUAUGCCGAAAUUUACACCCGGAUAAGUAAAUUACAUAGGAAGUUGAUUUACCCAUCAGUUUACACAGGUGAUGUGUAUUGACGGAGUGUAGACAACCCGCGUUACGCUGUACUGAUAGUUUCGGAUACCCGAUCCAAUUUGUUGCAGGUAGAUUUUUCCGAGAGACAAUGCAUUUUGCGACUUUUACUCCGCUAGCUAUACUGGCCUUCAUCACAGGUCACGUCGAUUCAAAAACUGUUGACUUGACUCACAACCUUGGUCCUAACCAACCGUACUGGCCUGGAGAUCUGCCCUUUAACUUAACAGUCGUGCACCGUGGUCAAUUCGAUGACUAUUGGUAUGAGUUCAAUAACAUUCAAAUGGGGGAGCACACAGGAACACAUGUUGACGCACCAGCACAUUUUGCCGAAGGGGAACUUAGAGUACAUCAAAUUCCAAUGGAGAAGUUAAUGGGACCUGGAGUUAUCAUCAACAUUAAGGCAAAGGUAGCCGGAAAUCCGGAUUACCAAGUUACCAAAAAAGACCUUCUAGCCUGGGAAUCCAAACACAAUAAAACAAUUCCAACUGGGGCAGUUGUAAUUAUGAACUCUGGAUGGUCUUCAAAAUAUCCAAAUAGAAAGCUCACAUUUGGAACCGAGACUCCAGAUGACUCAAGCUCCUAUCAUUUUCCUGGUUGGCAUCAAGACACUGUUGAGUGGUUGAUUCAAGAAAGAGAUGUCAAUGUUGUCGGUGUAGACACGCCUUCAAAUGAUUAUGGUCCAUCGCAGACAUUUAUUGUGCACCAGAUUCUCGGAAAAGCAGAAGUUCCUGGUGUCGAGUUUGUUGCGAAUUUAGACUCAGUCCCGGAAAUUGGGUCUACUAUCUAUGCAGCGGUUAUUAAAAUAUACGACGGCAGUGGAGGGCCAGCAAGAGUUUUUGCUACUUUCCAAGAAGAUGAAGACGACGAGGAUAGUGAAGUUGAAUGUAACAGUGAAACUGAUAAUCAUACUAGUGGAGGUGAUAAUGUAACCCCUGCGUAUUAUCAGUAUAUUCUCGUCCCAUUGUUGUCAAGUGUAAUGGUAUUGGAAUAUAUUUAAUCCUCUAUGAUUAAUCUGUAUAAAUGUUGCAAGUUAAAAACCCCGCUUUGUUAUGCAUACGGGUGGGCUAUGUAUAUGUAAAGAUAGCAUAUUUUAAGGGUAUGAGAGUCUGUAUCCUCGUAAAGCUGAAUGAUGAAUUUCGAUGUUAAUCUACCUAAUACCUUAUAAAUCCAAAUAUUUAAGCUGUAAACGGCUAUUUUACAUGUUAAAUGUUUAAGACAUGUAAAGUGUGUAUUGGCUGAUGUAGGUGGCGCUCUGUACGUUACGUCACUAUAUACUAAGUAGACCGUCUGAAGUAAACAUUGGGAGUCUUUGUUUAUAUUUACAUUAUCUGAAAACAUGUGAAGAUUUUAUCACUUAUAAGAGUCUGUUCUUUACGGUAUUUUAGGUAUUCAUUAAUUAUGUACCGCCUCGGUAGCUAAGUGGUAGAGCGUCCGCUUCGAGAGCGGGAGGUCGUGGGUUCGAUCUCUGGCCGCUUCAUAUCAAAGACGUAAAAAAUGGUACUAAUAGCUUCCUCGCUUGUUACUCAGUAUUAAGAGGAUAGUGCUAGCACUGGUCAGCCUGGUGUCAAUAUAUUGUGGCUGGGUGGGGUAUCAUGUCCCGUGUCUACGGCGUGAUAUUCCAGUGAGGCAGCACUAUAAAGCUGGACAUUGUGCUUACAAGUUGACACCGAACACACACUCGUGUAUUAAAUAUGUAUCGUGCACAGAUUUGUAGUAAAAUCUUACUAUGUUUCAUAUAAGAUUUCUUUAAGAUUAUUUUUAAUUUGUUUACCGGCGGAAUUCUGAGCUUUUUUGCAAUUUUUACGCCACUCACGGGAUUCUGCCAGGGAGGGGGCGUAUCGGCGUAUAAGCUCAGAUUUCAGCAAAAGCUGGCAGAACUGUCGUGACAACAAAAACUUAUAUUCAGAAUAAUUGAUACAUCUAAUAAAUAUUUUGGCUUGCUUUGGUAAUUUUAAGAACCGAAAAGUUUGGAUGAAUAUUAAAUGAGAUUUUACCUCAAUAACACUAAUGGUAAUCAACUGAUAUUUGGUAUUAGAUACAGUUCUAGGCUGUUGAAAUAAUUUUGUUAAAGAAUUUGAAUUAUUAAGUUGAUAUAUUUGAGGAUAAUGAAAUAUUGAAUGUGAUUUAUGCAUAAUUAAAUCAUUCGUAAGAGUAAAUGAGUUUGAAAUAGAAA
Molecule: messenger RNA, 2382 nt
Organism: Mercenaria mercenaria
Lineage: Eukaryota; Metazoa; Mollusca; Bivalvia; Venerida; Veneridae
Product: isatin hydrolase-like
Exons: 4
Coding region: 298-1206 (302 amino acids)
Molecular function (GO): arylformamidase activity
Source: RefSeq, a predicted model, not a curated record